UGCGAACCUUACGCCGAACCACCACCGACCGAGGAACGCGCGUCCGCCGCGAAUGCAUCGCGCAAGUGAAACGAAAGAGUGUAUGUUCUUUUUCCUAUUUCCUUCUUCGGUCGCCAGCGUAGUACUGCGCGGUGUCCAGUCCAGUGACGAAAGGUAAAUCUGCAUGCAACAAACAGCAUUAGCAGUCGGUAACAGUGCUAAACAACAAAAAAUUGAGUGAAAAACGAAAAAAACCCCAAACUCGGUGGUGCUCUGAAAUUAAAAAAAAAAAAGGUGCAAAGUGGAGGUUGUGUUGCUUUGCGGCAAACGAGAAAUUACGCCAAGAUCGCUAAGAUACGCCAACGCAGAGAGGCCGUACAUGCUUAACGCGUGGCAAACAGUGCACCAAAACCGAUCGAAGCAAACAGUGCAUUUUUAUCUCUGCCACGAUUGCCAUUUGUUUCAAGUGUUCGGCCACGUGUGGUCAGUGAGCAAACGGUGCGGCGAACAUACAUCGUUCGGCAAUUCGGGUUUGAAAAGCGCAGUGUACAGUGAGAAAAUAUAUCUUAAUCUCAAAGCCCACGAGCUGCUACAGCUUACCAAGUGCGGAGUGCAAUAAUAGUUUUUGCGUGCAAAAAGUGCCGUUCGCGUGAAGUGGCCCGCAACUGCGUCUUAGAAGCUUGUGAGAAAAAAAAGGUUGUGAUUAUAACGAUUGCUUAGAAUUAGCUCCCAAGUGUGUUCCUGUGACACGGCUGCAGCAAGUUUCCCGGUUCCAGGCCAGUAACUCCACCAACCCCACACAAAAAAAAAACACGAAACACGUCGUCGUAAAAUAUAUCGUCCGUUCCUGCCGCUGUACAGAGUGCCCGUUGCGGAAGAAGAUGUAGCUAGCUAGUCGGGAUGAUGGAGCAGAACAUUUUCGACGUAUCGGAUGACAUUUCCUUCCCGUGGCUGCCGGCGUACGGCGAGGCAACGGAAGCGAACCCCCUGAACGCGACCAGCAGCCGCAUGCUGGAGACGAUCGUCGAGGAAACGUCCGACGAUGACGAUGGGCGCGGCGACAAGGACCAGGGCGGUUCGCAGCAACCGCUCAGCUGGUCCCAGUACGAUCAGGUCUGGAGUUCGGGCGGCUCGGACGCGGAGUCGGUGAUACGGGUCGAAACGCCUUCCGAUCAAGACACAAUGUCGGAGCGCGACUUCAUCUGCCCACCGAAGCGUCGGAAGCAGGAGACGGCAUUGUUCGGCGACGAGUUCCUCGCUUCCGAUCUGUCCGCCAUGUACGGGCGGCGGCCGCGCAUCUGCGAACCGGACGGGCUCGAGCCGAAUGAAUAUUUCAUGAAGCGACACAAUGAACAAAGGUUACGAUUCGACGAGAUUGGACAUGAUCUAUUUACCGACUCGGAUAGUCUGUCGUACGCGUCGCUAAGCCGCUCCUCGUCGCUGAUCCAGUUCGAAUCGCUGGAACGCCAGCUGCAGAGCGAAACAUCGGCAAACCAGCACCAUCCCCUAUCCGGCUCGUCACCGUCGCUGUACACGUCAGAGUCGAGCGGCCCGGCCAGCCAUGCAGCAGGCGGGGUGGACCCAACCGGGCGAGGAAAAUCGUUGCCACCCGCCAUCGGCGCAGGGGUGCCGGUGCUGUCGGCAGCGGUCGGCAGCAAUCUGCUAACGACGUCGAACCUCAUGCAGAAGAGCAUCGGCCAGACGGCACUCAACAUCAGCGACUCGGAGCUCUACUCGACCUCCUCCAGUGUGAGCAGCAGCUGUGGCAGCGGCCCGGACAGCAGCAGUAACGCGAGCACCAGCACGGGCAGCAGUAGUAGCAGCAGUGGCUUCCGCUACACGGACACGAACCGGGCGGGUGUGGUGAAGCAGGAACAGACUGGGCGCGGUGCUGGUGGUGGUGCGACCACGCCGGAAGACGCCGGCGACACCGAGGAGGAGCUGCUGAGCGCCACCGUCCGGUGCCAUUCGGGCCGUUGCUCGGCGGAGCGGCAGCGACUGCAGCACGGCAGCCGCGGCAUUGCCGCCCGCAACAAGAACUCGAUCGAGAGCCUCAGCGAGGACAGCGGCUACUGUGACCAUCUGCAGCACGGCGGAGGCAGCAUGAACAGUGGUCUGCGCGCACGCUCCAAAAGCUUGACCAACUUCGGUUCGGCCGAGAACAUCACGUUCGUGUGCGGCACUGCCGGUGGUGGUGCACUGUUUCCGUCAACACUGUUGCCGGCGGGAGCGCUGUCGAUGACGCAGCAGCAACACGAACAGCAGCAACCGCUCAGCCUGGACUGUAUUGCGAUGGAGGUACGUGGCCAGGCCGGCACGUCGCUGUACCACGAGAACCGCCUGUCGACGGUCUGUGACGUGGAUGAGGAGGAGGAGGAGGACGAGGAGUACGAAUCCAAGUGUGACGAUGGAUGCAGCGCGGAUGCCAACUGCAUCAUCGGCCCCUCACGAACACCGGCAACAAUCGAACAGCAGCAGCAGCAGCAACACCAACUGUGGACGAAUAUUAAUAAUGGUACAAAAAUAGAGCGUGGCAGCGUUUCGUGUAAACAACGGACGGGCGAAACGCGUCAGCAGCAGGGUGGUGUGGAGUCGGCCACACGUACGGUGACAUCGAUGGCGUCGUCGUCGUCGUCGUCGUCGCGUUCGGAGUGUAAAAAUAGCACCCGAUGGCGACCGGCACUGUCCCUCAGUGCGCCCGAUCUGCUCGUCGGGGCGGCGGAACGGCACCGGCGGCGACCAGGGCGAUCGGGCAGCGAGCGGACCGGCACCUCGGCAGCGUCCGGCACGGUUGGCGGCCUGUACGAUCCGAUCAGUUUUACCGUGUCCAGCGUGCCCGAGUGUUUGCAUCUGUACGGUGGUGCGGCAGCAGCGAAUCGAUCGCGCCACGGCUCGUACAGUGACGGUGACAGCGCGUCCGGUGAGUUUGGCCGGCGGCACGCGCCCAGCGGCUACGGGUACGUCGAUUCGGUCGCCAGUCAGAACGUGAAUCUGUACGAUCUGCAACCGCGGCCGGCCAAGGGCGGCAAAACGGUAACGUUCCAAACCGGCGCUGGCAGUAGCCCGGCCCGGCCGAGGCAAAACAUACGGGCGAGCUACGCCAACCUUACCGCCCUCAACUACAGCGACGAGGACGAGGAGGACGGCCCAGUGUACGGCGGGCGCCGGGGGCAUGAGUACUAUCUGAGCCGCAACACGUUCCGGACGAGCAGCGGCACAAGACUCGGCGGGGCCAGCCGCACCACGACGGCGUACCAGCCGGUUGUACCGCAGCGCACGACGACACUGCUAACCGUGCCCGAUAUGGAGCACCGACAGCCGGUGGAGAAGAUGGAUGCGGCGGUGUUGCAGGAGGAGGAGGAGGAGCAGGAUCUUGCGGACGAUGAGGAAAGUGCGAUCUUCCCGGUGGAUCGGGACGAGCGGAGCGUGUUCCACUCGCUGCUGGAGGAGAUGUCGGCCCACUUUGACCGCAAUCUGUCCAUCAUCAACGAUCAGGCCGAGGCGUACGAGCCGAUCGCGGCCUUCCUGCACGAGCAGCGCACCACGGGCAGCUGUGGCGGGUCGCGACCACCUCCAGUCGUCGCGUCACCCAGCGUUAGCAAAACACCUCCGCAAGCUCCGCCGCGUCGAACGCAGAUCAAAACGAACCCACACCAUGCACCGCAGCAGGCCGGCAGCAGCAGCAGUCCGGCCGUGGUCCCAGCAGCAAGGCCGGUGGCGACAAACCCCGGCGUGACAGCGAGGCGACGAACGUUCGACCAGGACCCGACCAAUUUGGUCACCUGCUACGCCGCCAGCCUCGAGCGCUGUACGUUCGAUCCGACGGAAUCGUCCACCACCAGCCUCGGCCCGUCGACGGCUGAUCUGCAUACUAAUGAAGGUGUUGGUGUUGCGCUACCCGCCCGCUACGUGCCAGUUCCGGUGAAGCGUGAGUUUGUGGCCAGCACACCGAACCUGCACUACUACCACGGGGCGGUGAAUGGUGGGGAGGCUGGGGAAGAGACUCGCCAUCCCGAUCAUCACAACUCGCUGCGCAAUGUUUCGACCUGCCGGUCGACGGGAAGCAUUUUGGCGACGGCGUCCAGCUCGCGCUGUGGCCUGUCCAAAGGUGUUAGCUUCUGUCCGAUCGUUUCGGAGAUUAUCUGGAAGAGCACGGGCAGCUCCGAUCUGGAGCCGGACGAUAAUGGCAGCGUCAUCUCGAACCAGGACUUUGAGAUCGAUAUCGAUGAGGAUGAUUUCGAGGCGGACGAUAUGGAUCACGUGAACUAUCAGCUGGAAACGGGUGCCGGUUUGCAGCGAAAUGGUGUGCCAGAGCGGGAGCACACGAAAAGUGAUGGGCAGCUGUACCCUUCGACGCCCCUGCAGUCUAGGAAUAAGAGUGAAGGUGAACUGUAUGCGAUGAUCCGGGAAGAGGAGGUCAGUGGUGUGCAGCAUCCAGCAACAACGCUGAUCGUGAACGAUCGGCCAGAACCGACAGUGCGCCUGAACGGUGGUAGUGUUGGUGGUGCGGGUGUUGUUCCGAUGACCCCGAGUGAUAUAUCCAGUGCCGGCCAGCCGGCCCGGUUCAGUGCGAUGAGUGGCGGUGCCGGUGGUGGUGUAGUGGCGGCGGAAGAAGAGCGCAGAAAUGGCGCCGGCCCCCAGCCCAACAGUGCAAACGGCAAUGGUGCAAUGGCGAGUCGAAGCCUGAUCGCCAGUGAGAUGCGUUUAGUGAACAGUGUCGGUGACGGUGUGGGGGUCAAGGGUGGGUCCGCGGCCACGAUGCCCAACCAGUACAGUGUGAACAUGACCAACAACAACAACAACAACAACAACAGCAGCCUGAUAAAGAACUUCAAAAAUGGCAAGGCGGAAAAGAAGGGCAAAACCUUCCUGUCCCGCAUCUCGUCCGGCUUUCGGUUUUCCUUCCGCAACAAAUCGAAGAAAGCGAUGGCUGUCGGUGGUGCUGGUGCUGGUGGUGGUAUGCUGAAGCAAUCGUCCAGCUUUACUGCACCGAGCAACAACAACAACAACAACAACCACCACAUCAGCGCCAAGAAUGGCCGGGGCGGCGGAUCGGCCUCGAACAGUGGGAAGGAGAACGUGUCGGCCGACUUUAUCUUCAUCCCGCUGAAGGAUCGCCGCCCGAACCAGCCGAGGGCGGACGAGCCGCCCACCUAUCUGCAGCGCCAGAUAAGUGCGGCCGGCGUGACGGUGGACGACAGCUUCACCGGGGCGGAGGACGAGCCGGACGAUUGUGAGAUAGCGGUGACGCGGCCGGGCGGCAGCAGCUACUACCGAUCGGGCUCCAGCACCGCCCUGCACGGGGAGGGCAGCGGUCCGGAGCAGCACCGGGGUGGCAACCACGUGUUGAGCAGCAAGCCGCCGCUACCGAAGCAACCGCCGCGCGUUGUCGGUGUGUGUGCGAAGCGGUCCAGCGCCUCGCCGGCCAAGCACGCACAUGCGCCGCGCGGCUCGCCGACGCCACCGCCGAGGGAAGCCGAACAGGACGAGCUCGACACGUCCGCCGUGCCGUACGGAGCCCAGCGCCGGAGCCCAUCGCAGCCGCAUCAGUACGCGACGGCGAACGGUUCGUACGGGUGUGCCUCCUCCGCGUCGUACUACCGGGACGGUCCGGACACGGUCAGCAUCGACGGCGGGUACGAGGACGAGUACUACUACGGGGCGGGCGGCGGUGCGGGGCUGGUGCACCAGCGCGGCAGCACCAUGGGCAGCGAGCAGAAGAUCGGUCUCAUCGAGACGAACCUGGACACGCACGAGACCAUCAUCUCGGGCAAGACGCGCUCGCUGAUGGAGCUGGGCGGUGGUCAGCACUAUCGGGGCGUCUACCAUCACCUGCAGCAGCAGCACCAGCACCAGCAGCCGCACCACCACCACCACCAGAACCAGUCGGCGGUGCACGGCCAUCAGCUGCAGGUGCACAACGAUCCGGCCCAACCGAAUGGCGCACCGGAUCACCACAGCCAUCAUCACAGACAGCCGGGCGGUGGCGAUGGGCCCGGCCGUCCCCACAAGAGCAUGGAGUUCCUGCUGGACAAGGAGAACCAACGGAACGUUCUGCCGCCGGAAAAUGAGCUACAGAAGUCACACGAAACGGGCACCAACCUGAGCGAGCAUCAGCUGCGCGUGCAGGCCUCCCUGCAGCGGCUGAACAUCCCCGACUGGUACAAGCAAUACUCGGGCAAGGAUGGUCCGGGCAGCGCGACGCCGGCCGGACCGAUCACGGCCGCCGGUACCGCCGGCGCAAGCACCGGCACCGGCGGCGGCGGCAUACUGCGCAAGCGCAACAGCGACGUCGGACGGUGGACCGGGCUGAGCUCGAAGACCACUUCGCUCAGCUCGCUCGGAUCGCACCGGUCGGACCGUAGUCCAGUGAUGCUGAGCCCCUCCGCACACAGCCACCACGGUCAGACCGGCUUCUCCCGAUGGUCCACGUCCCACCUGAACUCGAACCAGACGUCCCCGAGCGUGUCGACGCGCGGCUCGUUCACCCGGGGCGGCCUGAACGCGAGCGUCAUCUCCGGCUACUCGACCGCGUCCGCCGCGACCGGUGCGAACCACGGCAACGGCAGCAGCACGAUCCGGAACUCCUUCCGCCAGCCGUACCUGGGUUGGCGCAGCCAGGAGAAGCUGUCGCAACCGCGCACGCCCGCGGAACGAUUGGCAUCUUCACUGCUGCAACAGCAGCAAGGCUCGAGCAAACAGAAGGACCACCAGCAGCAGCAGCAACAGUCAAAUGAGCAGAAGGGCAAGCAGCAGCAGCAGCAGAAGGACGAGUCCGUCGUCACGCCGGAAAUUCAAUCCUCCAUCAUAGAAGUCACGUCAGCGAUUGUACAUUAUGUAAAUGACCAAACAAAUCGACACUCACGCAGUAGAUCGACUAGUCCAAGCCAAAGAUGUUGGCUAGAAAGUUCGUUUGUUGGUACCCGGCCCCUCGAUUCCCCCCAGACGCCGCUGAUCGAGAACAGUUCCGUUCUUGGAUCCGGCCACCAGCAGCAGCAGCAUCAGCAGCACCAGCAUCAACAGCAGCAGCAGCAACCGCAUACGGCCGGUGACCAUUAUCGGUUUAAUGCUGGCCGGAUGAAUGGCGUCGGGGGAGCCGGAGCGGCGGUGCCAACGUUCUCGCUACCGGCCGAGCAUCAGUCGCCCGGAUCGGCCACCCUCGAGGAUGUGCUCGCCUCGUUGCUCGGCUUGCCAGCCGAUUCACACAGGUCCUCAGCAAGAGUAGCUAAUGCCUGUCUCACGCCAACAGCGCCCAACAGCAGUAACCAAACGCUGCAGAUCGAACCGAUGCAGACGCGCCGCCGAAGCGAAGGUGAUGCGGCCGGCACCCGCAAGCGCAACGACAGCGGCGGCUCGAUGGCGAUCAGCAGCACCGCCACCACCACGACGACAACGAGCGGCAGUACCAACCAGAGCGGCCGGCACAACCACCAUCACCAACAGCAACAGCAAGGGCAGCAACAACCAGCGUCCAAGGGCGAUCUGCUCGGGGCCGGACUGGACGCACGGAUCGCCCGGCGCGUGUCGCUCGACUCAGCAGAGGCGGCCGGCCACGGGCACUACCUCAAGUGCCGGUACCCGCGGUGCGACGCCACCGCCACCCUCGCCGAGGCCCGCAAAACCUUCAAGAGCUGCCACAACUGUUCCCAUCUGUACUGCUCGCGCGAGUGCCGCCGGGCGCACUGGGAGCGGCACCGGAAGGCCUGCCUGCACUCGCGGGUGUCCGCCCUGUGCCGGCUGGUGCUGUCCACGUGCAAGGACGACGCGGACACGCUCCGCCACCUGAGCGUGCUCGCGCGCCGGGGCUACUUGUCGCAGGGGCGAGGUGUUGUUAGAAUACUGUUCCGCAGCCCGGAGCGGGCCGACUCGUUCAUCAAGCAGGGCUUCCAGUGCCUGGGCGAGGUGUCGUACGUGCGCUGGCCGGACCUGCUGCCGGCCGAGAUGGGACCGGAGCUGUACUCGGAGCUGCUGAAGCUCAGCACCGAGUACAAGCCCGACUCGAAGAUGCUGCUCUACGUCGCGAUCUGCGUGGUGUCGGAGGCGCCCGGCAGCGCGACGGCCCCGGUCAAGUGGGAGCGGCAGCUGGUGUCGCGGUGCGCGAAGCUGAAGCUGUGCCGCACGGUCGUGAGCGAGAUCGCGAGCGGACCGGGGGCUGGGGAGCGGCCGGGCCCGCGCCCCGAUACGGUCGGCGAUGUGCUCGUGCUGUCGUUCAACAUCCUGUCCAAGACGACGCAGCGGGCCCGGGAGCAGGUGUCGCUGAACGUGCAGACCGUCCUGCGCCAGCGGGGCGUCAAUCUGCGCAAACACUACCCGGAGGUGUACCAGCGGCUGGCCACCUUUGUGGAGGGCAGCACCGAUCGCUUCCUGCCAGUGACGCUGCACCCCCGGGACACCGCUACCGGGCGGUCGUUCGUGUGCAUCGUCAUGCCGAACUACGGCGACACGGAGCGGGUCCAGUUUCCGGUGUCGGAAAACGGGGACGAUCGGGUCGUGACGGUGGACGUCGGGGCGGAUCUGGGGGACGAUCUUACCAGCAAGCUUUAAUCCAGGAGGGUGUGGGAAUGUUUUCUCCAGGGUGGGGAAGAAUGUGUGCGUAAAGCAUUUUUCUUUCGUUAUUCAUUAACACAUACAGGUAAAAGUGCUGCCGAGGGCGCACGCAUGGUUGAAUAUUCAGUUUUAGUACACUUUUUAGUACAUCUCUUAGUAUACGUUGGAAUACACAGAGACAGGCAGACACACAAACAUAUCCUUAGUAUAUCCGACAGGAGUGGGCUGGUAGAUUGGAGCAGCCUCUUGGAUGAGAAGUUGUCGUUAGCAAUAUCCAGUUUAGUCCUCUACAGUGCUCCUCGUUCGUGGGAAAGCAAUAGGAGGCGUUUGGUUUAUAACGAACACUUCCAGGAUUGCAAUAUGCUAUGGUUAGUGCGUAUUAUGUUUGUUGGGCUUUGUUUUCACAACGGUGAGUAGGUAAAUGAUGCUACAUGAGUAAGCUCCUGCUGCGUCAAACAGCUAGAAUAAAUCCCCAAAACGCCCCUUUAGAUAGUAGAACAAAAUACCAAAAGUGGAUAGUAUUAGUACAUAGUAAUCUUCCUCUCUUUACUAAACGCCAAAUAAUAACACACCACGUACGACUUUUAUACCUGUAGCAGGAGCAUUAGGAUAUUGACAUGAACUUCUGUAGCUUAAAUGAAUAUUGCCCUCAAAGAACUACUUUAGUACACUAAUUGUACUUAACUCCAACAAAAACUCCAACUAAAUCUAAAACAAUAAUUUCCCAUUUUCUUCUUCCGCUUAAGUGAGCCAUCUAAGCUGCCACGUCUGUUUUGGCUUUGCUGUUUUUUUCUUUCUAAUCGUACUUGUCUCUUUUCGUUUGUUCUGUCUCUAUUGAAGUCCUUUGUAAGUUACUACCGUAGUUACUAAAAAAAAGUUACUAAAUAAUGGUAAAAAGUACACAGAAAUAGUUUAAAUUAGACAAAAGUGGAGAGUGAAAACAAAUCAGUUUUGGGAUCAAUUUCCAAAAUGUUCAUCUAUGUGUGUUCUAGUAUGAUUAGGUGAAUGGAAGUUGGAAGCAAAGAGUGUAAAAAUCUCCACCAGAGUGGAAUUGUCCACCAUCUUUGGUAUUCUUUGAGCGAGCAACAGCGAACCAAUUUAUUCAAAAUUUAUGUUUUUCAAUGGAGUCUUGAAUAUAUUCAAUUUUAAUUUAUUUAUAUUUCUUCAAUAGAUGAGAGUGGUUCUGUAUGUUAGUUGACUCAUUUUUGGUAUAUAUGGACAGCUAAGCUAUAUCUGUCAGUCUCGUUUAAGAAUCUCCCAAAAGUGCCUGAAACAUAGGCACGUUUUAGCGUUUCAGUAUUGCUGGAUAAGCUUUUGUUAUAUUAGUCAAUUUCCUAUCACAUUGGUCAAUUGUAUGAUGGGUAUUUAGUUUCCAAUGACUUCAAAUAUCUUUGCUGUUUGUUUAUAUCUCAAACUUGUCAUCUGCUUCUUCGAAAAAUCCAUAGUCGUAAGGCGUUGGAGUCCUUUUUUCCAACAUUCUGAAGUCUACGUCCAACGCAAAAAUCAAGGUUUAUAAAUCUUUAGCAUACAUAGUCUCACUUUACUCCAUUUGAUUCUUGAUAUCCACAUUACAGCCUGUCAAUUAGGGAAGAUACUUAAGAGCUAUUGAAAAUAGCUCAGAACAGAAGUUUGAAAAUGCCCCUACAAAAGUGAGACAUCAAAAGGACAGCAAAAAUUGUUGUAUUAAGUUUGAGGUUCUCGAUCAUAAAUAAUCUUUCAAUGUUAACUUUAGAUGUUGAAAUACAGUCUUCCCCGAAUUACGCGACACUCUAGUUACGCAAAUUUUUGAUUUUGACAUUUCAUACGUCAAAUCAAUACAAUUUUUGCCAACUAUUGCCAAAAUGCAAUAUAAUUUGAACUAUUGUUGAAUGUUAGAAAUCGCUAAAACCAUAGCAAUUAAUCUAAUCUUCUAUCUUCUUCUUCUGUUUAACGUAACGUCCUACGAAGAUAUGCCAUGGUCUAUUAUUGGCUUGGACCUAUGACUCCACGACGGACAUGUUAUUGAGUCGUUAGAGUUGCUGACUAUACCACGGAACCACCCCUAAUCUUUAAUAGGAUUUGUAUUAAAUUUGUAUUAUAUGCGCAAUUUAGUGCAUGAAAGCACUACUUGCAAUCAAAAAUAACCAUUUAGCAACGAUAUUUUGGCUGAAAAACGUAAUAUUUGAUAUACGCGAAAAUCUGAGAUACGUCUUUGGAACGCAUUAUCGCGUAACUCGGGGAAAGACUGCAUCCAAGAUAAGUCGUUCUGAGACAUCUAACGACUAAAGAUAUCUGUACCCCUUGAAUACAUCCAAAGAUGAGAUAAUCAGCCUCUAACUGACUUCCUUGUUUCAUGAGGAUUAAAGAAGCAAACACCAAAGAUCUUGAUGAUUGCAUAAUAAACUGAAACAAUAUGCUACAAGUAAUUUUGUCGAAACGAUCCUAUUUGACACGAUUCUGAAUUUAUACAUUGAUUUCAGACAAUCCUCCCAUUUACUCACACUGCGCACACUUUUCUCUUUAGACCUCUCUCCAGUGCGUAAGAAUCGGCUCCUGUUUGAAGUCUUUUGCAAGACGUCUUUAGUUUGAUGUUUCAUGUUUGAUAUUAAUCUCGUAUAUUGACUUGAGCGCUACUGACGACAUUGUAAGACGCACGAUCAAGCUCGUACAUCGGAACACUCGCAUGUAUAGAGUAGCGUCGUUUAAGGAUGCGUUUGGUUUGGUUUUGUUUCCUCUGCCCUCCAUUCCCGGUUUUGCACAACCCUUCAUUAUUCUCUCGCAUUCAAAACAAACAUAAACACACUUCCCUGAACGCGAUCACUUGCUAUUCCAACAACACUUCCCGCACGGCGACCUAAGUAAGUUCCUCUUUCAUACAGAGUCCCCAAUAUCCUGCCGAGAGGGAAACCUCUUCGUACAGCUUACUCUUUCCAAUCAGCCAAGUAUUUACUGUGUAUAAUGUUGUAAUGAAUCUCAUUGCACCUACGUGGUGGUGUACGGGGUGGACAACUGCCGCACCGAGUCAUGGCAUGGCGUCUCGCGGUUCAGUCGCCCAGUCGGUAAAGUGAUCACUACACUACAAGCAACCAACAACACAACGUGACCGGCGUGCUUUCGACGUGCAGCAAUGGUAUGGAUGGGAACAGUGCAGCAGCCAGCGUCAGUCGGCGAGGAAGGUAGUGUCAGUAGGGCUCGACACGGAGACGCACCAAAUACGCCUUGUACGCCUUUGCUACAUCACCACAAAUGGACGAUUUCACUGGAAAGAAAGGAUUCUAUGAUGAUGUGAGGGAACCGUUCAGACGAGGCAAUUUAAUAGUAAUGACCUGAGAAGAGCAUUGUUCCUUACCAGAA
Messenger RNA from Anopheles merus, 11859 nucleotides. RefSeq names its product filaggrin. NCBI's taxonomy places the organism in Eukaryota, Metazoa, Arthropoda, Insecta, Diptera, Culicidae. Gene Ontology annotation, biological process: cell-cell junction organization. Gene Ontology annotation, cellular component: plasma membrane; apical junction complex. The coding region runs from base 880 to 8523 and encodes 2547 amino acids. The record is from RefSeq and is a predicted model, not a curated record. The transcript has 10 exons.